AUGUCAGAAUACGCAUUCGGCUGGUCGUACAACAUGCACGCGGCCCUGUCGAUGGGGCUUCACAUGGCCGGCGUGUUUUUCGGGCUAUUUGUCUGGCAUCUAUUCCCAAAACAUCCGACCCGCUUCAUCACGAUGCCGGCCGAGAGGGUGGCGCUGCUGAUGGAGCCGCCAAUGGUGGAACAAUCCUUAAAAAUUCCUAUCAACAACAACCGGCAGCUCGGA
Molecule: messenger RNA, 222 nt
Organism: Mesorhabditis spiculigera
Lineage: Eukaryota; Metazoa; Nematoda; Chromadorea; Rhabditida; Rhabditidae
Source: the annotation of a GenBank genome assembly